AUCAUAUCGCGCCUGUAAAGGACUUCCAAAGCAUGCAGCCCGCAUGAGUUUUGUAAACAUUUCACGUUUGCUAUAUAUUUAACUCAAAUGGCGCCGACGGAUCAAAAAAUGAAGAAUAAGAAGUUUACAGCGAAAGGUGGUAACUGGAAGAAAUCGCAAAAUAACGCACCGGGUGUCAAGAAGAGGAAAUGGAUUCCCGAAAAUAAAGUGUACGAAGGCAGCGUCAAAGAAGGUCAGGGAUUUGCUUUAAAGAGGAAGCAAAAAGUCAAACAUGAGUACAACAAGCUGCUGCGGAGGGAGAAGAAGAAGAAGAAGAACCCUGAGUUCAACGAAUUGUACAAGGAGGAUUACCCAGAACACCUCAGGCAUCUCUACAUGGCCGAGGCAGAGAAACUGAAGAACGAGGCCUGGACCAACAGAUUGAACAGGAGUAAACUGAGAAUGAAAGGGCAGGAGAAGGGAGAGGAGACAGGUGAAAAUGAUGCUGCUGCUCAACAGAGUGAAGCUGCUGAACCAGAUCCAGAAGUUACUGGUGGAUCUGAGCAGACAGAUUCUGUAAAUCCUGAGCCAACAGCAGCUUCAGAGAAAGACAGUCUUCCAAUGAGUAACCGCAUGAGGAAAAAACUGCUGAAGAAGACGUCCUACCAGAAGACGAAAGAGGAAUUUGAGGCAAUCAGAGAAAAACGGAAAAAGAAGAAAGAGGAGUACCUGAAGAACAAGCAGCAAAGAGAAGAAGCCAUUCAGAGGUACAAACAGAAAAAGAUGGAGACGUUUCAGAUGCUGAGCAAAAAGACCAAGAAAGGACAGCCCAAUCUGAACCUCCAAAUGGAGUAUUUGCUUCAAAAGAUCACUAAAGGAGGUGGGAAAUGACUCAAAACUCAGAGCUGAUGCCGCAGGACGAACGGGAAAAGGGUGGACUUUGUCUUUACUUGACUGGUAUUUAAAAAGACUGAUGUACAUAUUUACCAGAGGACGAUCAGGACUGUGCUUUUCACACACACACACACACAAAAACACUGUUUUUAGUGGCAAUCUUAACCUCUGUAUUAUGUUUUUUCCAGCUCUACUGGCCCUGAAAAACAAAUUCUGUUGCUCAUUUUAAUCUCAGACCACAAGAUGGCAUUGUAAGACAUGAAGAAAAAUAGAGGAAAACACGUUAAUGUAAGAGCUUUUUUUAAUCAAUAAAUGCUUUAGCUUCUCA
This is a messenger RNA of Plectropomus leopardus (leopard coralgrouper), 1201 nucleotides long. RefSeq names its product coiled-coil domain containing 59 (gene ccdc59). The record is from RefSeq and is a predicted model, not a curated record. Lineage: Eukaryota; Metazoa; Chordata; Actinopteri; Perciformes; Serranidae. Gene Ontology annotation, cellular component: nucleus.